AUGUCUCUGCAGCUACAGUCCUAUCGAUCCCAGUCCUCUCUCGGAUCACCUCCUUCACACAAUCUGCGGAUAGGCUACUGUCCAGGUGAUGUCACAUUUAAAGUAAACCAAUUGUCAUCAUUUUAUCGUACUGUUCCCAAUGAAUUAUCAGAGAUCAAUGCAAUUUCACUAUUGUUGAAGCAAUUUGCUUUCAAAUGGGUUGGAAUUAUAGUAUCAGAUGAUGAAACUGGAUACAGAGCAAGUGAAGAUUUCAAAAAAUCAAUAAAGAGCACUGGUGGUUGUGUGGCUUUCUUGGAAGUUAUAUCUGUGAAAAAUGAGGAACAUAAAGUGUAUUCUUCUGCAGAGUAUAAAAUAAUGUCUACAAUUUGGCACUCUACUGCUAAAGUUAUAGUUAUUUUCAUGAAUGUAAAAAGUAUUUCAAGAUUUUAUCAUGAAUUUUAUGCACAUAAAUUGCCCAAAAAACUAUGGAUAACAUCUUCUUUCUUUGUGACACUGAAAGUUAUUGAAUUGAGAAGUAUAAUGUGUACAUUUAAUGGCACAAUCUCUGUUGGUUAUCAUCAAGAAGAGAUUCCUGAAUUUAACAAAUUUUUAUAUGAAGUGAAACCAUCAAAUUAUCCAGAUGAUAGAGUGUUUGAAGAUAUUUGGGCACUUAUUUUUAUUUGCUUUUUAAAUAAUUCUUCUUACAAAGAGAGACCUUUUUUUCAUAGAUGCACAGGGAAUGAGUCUCUGAGUGACACAAGCAUAUUCACGUAUGGCACUUUGGAUUCUCGAGUCCCUUAUCAAAUUUACACUGCCGUAUAUGCUUUGACUCAUGCACUAAAUGACAUGUUUUUGCACAAAAACACAUCUGAUUUUAUUAAAUUUAAAAAUACAUUUCACCCAUGGCAGUUAAAUGAGUUUGUCAGAAAAGUACAUUUCCCAAGUCCUUCUGGAGAUGAGAUGUAUUUUGAUAGCAACAGGGAUCCACCAGCUCGCCUUGAUAUAUUAAAAACAUACUAUUUUGACUCUGACAUUCCAGGAAAUGUUAAAAAUGUCAAAAUAAAAAUUGGGAGUUUUGACCAAACAGCCCCUGUAGGAGAACAGCUACAGAUCAACAACAUUACAGACUUAUGGGGACCAUUUUUUUCACAGGAACCCACCUCUGUGUGUAGUAAUAGCUGUACUCCUGGAUAUCGAAAAUCUAAAAGAAAAGGGAAGCCUGAAUGCUGUUAUGACUGUGUUUUGUGCUCUGCAGGGGAAAUAUCCAAUAUAACAGAUGCCGUAAACUGUUUAAAGUGCCCAGAAGAUCAGUGGUCUAAUGAAGAAGGAAACAGCUGCAUUCUUAAGGACAUAGAAUUUCUUUCUUUCAUGGAGCCUUUAGGCUACAUCAUUACAUUCUUUGCUUUUCUACUUUCACUAAUAACUGCUGUUUUACUUGUAAUAUUUAUCAAGUACCGGAACACUCCAAUAGUGAAAGCCAAUAAUCGUCAAAUAAGCUGCAUUCUGCUAGUAUCUAUUACUAUCUGCUUCCUCUGCCCUCUGCUGUUCAUUGGGCGUCCAACACAUAUAAGCUGUAUGCUUCGUCAGUCUGUGUUUGGGAUUGCUUUUACUGUUGCUGUGUCAUCUGUGUUGGCAAAAACUAUCACUGUUGUUAUUGCCUUUAAAGCCACAAAGCCAAAUAGUAAGCUGAAAAGAUGGUUAGGAAACAGAUUGUCAAACCGCAUCGUUCUUAUUUGUUCUUUGGGGGAAACUGUGAUUUGUGCUAGUUGGGUUAUUUAUUUUCCUCCAUUCCCAGAAUCAGAUACUCAGAGUGAAUAUGGGAAGAUUAUUUUGCUGUGUAAUGAAGGUUCUGUCUCUAUGUUCUUCUGUGUAGUUGGCUAUAUGGGGAUUCUAGCUUUAUUGAGCUUUCUCAUUGCUUUUAUAGCUAAAGAUUUCCCUGAUAGGUUUAAUGAGGCUAAAAACAUAACCUUCAGUAUGUUGUUAUUCUGUAGUGUGUGGAUAUCAUUCAUCCCUGCCUAUCUGAGCACAAAGGGUAGGAAGACUGUAGCCGUAGAGAUAUUUGCCAUCCUUGUUUCUGGGUCAGGUCUUCUAGGCUGUAUAUUUCUUCCAAAGUGCUACAUUAUAUUUACUAAGAGGGAUCUUGUGGAUCUUUUGGAUGAGGGAGUGGAAUCAGGUUUUAUCGAUUUGACUACUUUUGCAUACCUGGUUCCUGAUUUUCCUAAAAUCCCCGCUUUUCAUCAUUUUCCCAAGGUCCACAAGUCCCUCUCUGAAGUGAAGGGUCGCCCAAUUGGCUCCCCAAUGGCAAAGUCAAAACAGUUUCCUACAGGAAACCUAUUUCAGGGAACUCAGUGCUGUUUGGUACAAGUUGUCAUCCAAAACAUGUCCCUGAAGUGA
Messenger RNA from Bombina bombina (fire-bellied toad), 2373 nucleotides. Its product is annotated as vomeronasal type-2 receptor 26-like. The record is from RefSeq and is a predicted model, not a curated record. The transcript has 7 exons. Lineage: Eukaryota; Metazoa; Chordata; Amphibia; Anura; Bombinatoridae. Bases 1 to 2373 code for a protein of 790 amino acids. Gene Ontology annotation, molecular function: G protein-coupled receptor activity. Gene Ontology annotation, cellular component: membrane. Gene Ontology annotation, biological process: G protein-coupled receptor signaling pathway.